CUCAGCCACCUGUCCCCGGGACUCACAGCCAAGAACUCCGGGCUUCAAUUAAUCAGUGGAUUCUGAGCUUUGGAAACCGUCUUCUGGAUAUUAAGCCAAGCGGCGUGAAUGAAGAUCAUUAAAUGGAGUUGGAGCAGCAUCUUUGUCAGUGAAGGCUCUCAUCUGAAGGAGACCCUUGCCAUCGUGUUCUUCGUAGGAAACAUUGCCUUUGUGAUAGCGCAGGAUAAUGCACAGACGUCCAACAGCCUUGAAGAAGGAGCAGAUGUCACUGCGUAUUGGUGGGGGGAGUGGACCAAAUGGACGGCGUGCACUAGGACCUGUGGGGGAGGAGUCAAGUCCCAGGAGAGGCAUUGCCUCCGGCAGAGAAGGAAGUCUGUGAGUGGGCUUGCUAAUAAAACCUGCACUGGGACAUCCAAAAGAUACCAGCUCUGCAAAGUACAAGAGUGCCCGCCCAACGGAAGGAGCUUUCGGGAGGAACAGUGUUCAUCGUUUAACUCCCAUGUGUAUAAUGGAAGAACGUAUCAAUGGAAACCUUUAUAUCCUGAUGACUAUGUUCACAUUUCUAGCAAGCCCUGUGACCUCCAUUGCACCACUGUGGAUGGUCAGAGACAAUUGAUGGUUCAAGCUCGGGACGGAACAUCCUGCAAAUAUGCUGAUUUCCGAGGGGUUUGCGUGUCUGGAAAAUGUGAGCCGAUUGGAUGUGAUGGGAUUCUAUUUUCCACCCACACGCUGGACAAAUGCGGGGUUUGCCAAGGUGACGGCAGCAGCUGCACCCACGUUACAGGGAGUUACAGAAAAGGCAAUUCGCAUCUCGGCUAUUCUCUGGUGACGCACAUUCCUGCGGGAGCAAGAGAUAUCCAGAUAGUUGAACGGAAAAAAUCUGCGGAUGUUUUGGCUGUUGCAGAUGAAGCCGGGUACUAUUUUUUCAAUGGGAAUUACAAAGUUGACAGCCCAAAGAAUUUCAAUAUUGCAGGCACGGUGUUCAAGUACAGGAGGCCUAUGGAUGUUUAUGAGACUGGCAUAGAAUAUAUCGUUGCACAAGGGCCAACUAAUCAAGGCUUGAACAUAAUGGUAUGGAACCAAAAUGGCAAGAACCCAGCCAUCACUUUUGAAUACACCCUUCUAAGGAAGCCACAUUCAAAAAACAUGCAGCCCAUUUACUACACGUUUUCCGAAUCUGAUAGCGAGGAAAGCAGGGAGUUUGAUGGAGAAGGCCCUUUGGGGUUCAUCCAGCACAAUGCAACCUACUUUGGGAAACUCUCCAGGGAAAGCAUCGAUUUGGAGAACCAGGUGUUUGGCACACAGGACACGGCGGAAGAUCUCAACCUGAGCAAAGGUCAGGAGACCAAUGAAGUGUAUGAAAGAGCGGAAGCAAUUGACUGUGAGCCGAAACUGAAGGGCAAACAGCCCAAAGAUUCAAAUGCAACCAGAUCGACUUACCAGACAGACAGGGAUGACAGGGACUUUGACUCGAGAUUUACCUCCAAGGAGUUCCUCUCGGAAAAUGCAAUCACGGACAAGCUUCUGGACAAGACCUCGGACUCUAAAGAGUUAGUCCUGAACAUGACCAUGAACAGCAUCUUUGCCCAAGGGGACCCGGUAAACUCUGUGGGGCCACACAUCGACAGCCUUUAUGUUGACUACGAGGACAACGAAGGGAUGGUGACCUACACUGUCAACGGCACCUACAUGGAGCUGACCAACGACAAAACCAUCAACACAUCUUCGGAGACUCAGCUCUCAAACACUAACAUCACCGUGACCAGCCCUCAAGGGAACAGGACCCACAAAGCAAGAAACAGAUUGAAGUUGUUAAGAAAGGGCCAAGGUGUGAGUGCUGCUGACAUGUACAGGUGGAAGCUUUCCUCCCACGAACCCUGCAGCUCUACAUGUACCACAGGAGUGAUGUCCACGUAUGCAAUGUGUGUUCGUUAUGAUGGGAUCGAAGUGGAUGAUACGUACUGUGAUGCCAUGACCCGUCCUGAGCCUGUCCAUGAAUUCUGUGCUGGAAGAGAAUGCCAGCCAAGGUGGGAGACGAGUAGCUGGAGCGAGUGCUCCCGCACUUGCGGUGAAGGGUACCAGUUUCGCAUUGUCCGCUGCUGGAAGAUGAUCUCCCCUGGGUUCGACAGCUCUGUCUACAGCGACCUGUGUGAAUCUGCUGAUAUUACCAGGCCGGAUGAACGCAAGAUCUGCAAGAACCCAGCCUGUGGGCCUCAGUGGGAAAUGUCAGAGUGGUCAGAGUGCUUGGCCAGGUGUGGGGAGAGGAGCGUGGUGACCAGGGACAUCCGGUGCUCAGAGGACGAGAAGCUCUGUGAUGCCACCACCAAGCCGCUAGCCGAGAAGAACUGCACGGGCCCCCCUUGCGACCGGCAGUGGACUGUUUCCGACUGGGGACCGUGCAGCGGCAGCUGCGGGCAGGGGAGGAUGAUCAGGCAUGUGUACUGUAAAACCAGCGAUGGGCGCGUGGUGCCGGAGUCGCAGUGCAACCUGGAGACCAAGCCGCUGGCGAUCCACCCCUGUGGGGAUAAGAACUGCCCUUCGCACUGGCUGGCACAGGACUGGGAACGGUGUAACACCACCUGUGGCCGUGGGGUGAAGAAGAGGAUAGUGCUGUGUCUGGAGAUCGUCAAUGGGAAGAUAAAGACACGGAGCCCCUCCGACUGCGACGUCACCAAGAAACCGGUAGAAGAAAGCACCUGCUUCGAGCGGCCUUGUUUCAAGUGGUACACGACUCCCUGGUCUGAGUGCACAAAGACCUGUGGCAUCGGAGUGAGAAUGCGUGAUGUGAAAUGCUACCAGGGGAAGGAUAUUGUUCGUGGCUGCGACCCCCUUGUGAAGCCGGUUGGGAAACAAACCUGUGACCUGCAACCCUGCCCUACUGAGCCGCCAGAUGACAGCUGUCAGGACCAAGCUGGAACGAACUGUGCUUUGGCAAUCAAAGUGAACCUCUGCAGCCACUGGUAUUAUAGCAAAGCUUGCUGCAGGUCCUGCAGGGCCCCUCAUUCCUAGUGGCGAGGUUAGAAGAAGGACUUCGGGUCUCAGACUUGGAAGGACCGGAGGGUAGUCUGCUCACAAGCAUCCGGCGUUUGGCUAGAGCGGUAACAGGCAAGAGGUGGGGAACACCCCGGUUGCAUUCACCUACUUCCAGAAAGCCAUCGCUCUGGAGAGCCAAGUGUGCCACGGACUUGCGCUGCGGCUGUUUCCUCCCACCGCUGAAAAGAUACCACCCUUGUUCCUCUCUCUCCUUCCUCAUAACAGAGGGAAAUGGCACCAGCAGAAACGACAGCUCCGUUACUACUGUAUAUGGGUAGCCUCUGACGAUUGAGAACUGUACAUAGCAUCUUGUAUAUUUGAUUCAUCCUAGCUCCAAAACAUUCCCGUGUCUUAAAAGGGCUCUCCUUCAUGUGCUAUUCAACAUGGGAGUUUUAGAUGGAUGAUGGUAAAGAGCAAACCACGCAACAUGGAAGCACCACGAUCUUCUCCCUAGCAGGAGGUCCUCGUACCUGCUUUCUGAUUUAGCCCCUACGCCUGUCUUCUAGCCUUCACUGCCUUUCUGUAAUGGCAGGAAGCUGAACUUCAUUCCUUCAACGACCUUAAGCCAAAGCCCUUUGUGUAAUAUGUAGGUGUAUACUUUUUCAGAGAAUUUUAUCUUAUAAUCAAACUUCAGUGCCAUAGCCCUCAUAAAAAUCAUAAUGCUGACAUAAUGUAUAUAAUAAGGAAACAUAACUGCACUUUAUAUCACAGAAAAGAUGUGCUCUUUUUAAUAUAUUUGUUUACAAACAGUGACCUUUAUCCCUAUAAUCAUUAAUUUGUACUCGUAUGUAUAUUUUAAUAAAAUUGUCAUAUUUAUGAUGGUA
Messenger RNA from Gavialis gangeticus (Gharial), 3857 nucleotides. RefSeq names its product ADAMTS like 2 (gene ADAMTSL2). The record is from RefSeq and is a predicted model, not a curated record. NCBI's taxonomy places the organism in Eukaryota, Metazoa, Chordata, Crocodylia, Gavialidae. The transcript has 19 exons. Gene Ontology annotation, biological process: extracellular matrix organization. The coding region runs from base 109 to 3009 and encodes 966 amino acids. Gene Ontology annotation, cellular component: extracellular matrix.